This is a messenger RNA of Peronospora matthiolae, 1122 nucleotides long. The record is from the annotation of a GenBank genome assembly. Lineage: Eukaryota; Oomycota; Peronosporomycetes; Peronosporales; Peronosporaceae.
AUGGUACACCUUGUGGCUGUACCAGAGACAAUCACGGCAAGUGGCUGCGCUUGUGUCUUUAUUGACACCAUCUUCCGACUUCAUGGGUUGCCCCGUGAACUCGUAUCAGACAGAGAUCCACGAUUCACUGCUGAUUUCUGGCGUUCCGUGUUCAAAUCACUCGGGACGCGCUUGAAGAUGUCAACAUCUGAUCAUCCAGAGUCAGAUGGCCAGACGGAACGUGCCAAUCGUGUCCUUGAAGAGAUACUUCGAGGAUACGUACACUCCUUUAAGAGUUGGAGUGAGUUUUUGCCAAUGGUAGAGUUUGCCAUUAACAACUCGGUGUAUGCGUCCACGACACAUACACCGUUUUACGUGAAUGGCUUGCGCCAUUCGCGUGUACCCACCUUACUAGAGUGUAACUCUGAUUUAAGGGGGGGAGGGACUCGCGCGAGCAAAAACCGAAUUGGUUCACGCUCAUCACGCUCUGACGAAGAGGUCAUUGCGUUUGAUGCCGAUAUCGAUAACAUCGAUAUCGAAGAAUAUGAUGCCAGUGAGAGUGCGGAAGCCCUCACUGAAGAAGAUGAUCCCAGUGAGAGUGCGGAAGCCCUCACUGAAGAAAAGGUUGAUGUUGCUGCAGUGCGCUCACAGCACACUGAAGCUAACGAGCCAGCAGAUGAGUUCAUACUGGCUCGUGAAACGGUAGUCCGUUUCGUGCAAGACUCCAUCGCCGAAGCGGUGGAUAAGCAAAAGCAAAACGCUGACAAGAAUGGAAGGGCAAACACUCUUUUAUUUAAUAAAGGUGACUUAGUCCUACUGUCUACGGUUAAUCUAACAAAGCAUGUAGUGACUAACUUGGGUAGCAGUAAACUACUACCCAAGUACAUUGGCCCAUUUCGUGUAUUGCACCGCCUAGGCAAUGCAUACACGAUCGAGUUACCACGUAAGAUGCGAACGCAUCCCACGUUUUACGUUGGUCGGCUUAAGCCGUACCAUCAGUACGCUGCUUCUUCCGAUGAAGAACGCCUUGCGCUCAAGCAUCUCGCAGAGAGCCUUGUGCUCCCGAUGGUGGGCAUCAACAAGGGUCUGAAGAGCAGCUAUCUCAUCCCGAGACCGAUCAGCAAUCCCACGAGCUACCCUUAG